This is a messenger RNA of Nicotiana tabacum (common tobacco), 1844 nucleotides long. RefSeq names its product protein PIN-LIKES 2-like. Gene Ontology annotation, cellular component: membrane. Gene Ontology annotation, biological process: endoplasmic reticulum to cytosol auxin transport. Lineage: Eukaryota; Viridiplantae; Streptophyta; Magnoliopsida; Solanales; Solanaceae. The record is from RefSeq and is a predicted model, not a curated record.
CUAUUUUUGCCAACUUUUACGUAUAAAACCUAAAACGAAAUUAUUUCUUGCGUCCAUAUUAUUGUGAUUCCACAGAUUCUCUAUAACUCUUUUAUAAAGAAGAAUAUUUUCACAUUUCAUUGAUUCCAAUGAAAUUUUUUGAAUUUGAUGCAUUCUAGGUUUGACGUAAAAUCUUCUUUUAUUGCAGUUUGUGAGUUUUAAGAGAAAACAUUGUUUCGGUAUAACCAUCUGGCAUCAGAAACACACUUGCAUGACUAAUCUGGAUUGGCGCCGUGUAGGGCCCACUAUAGAGAGAAGCACUCCCUACCAAAGAUAUAGUUGAUAUUGGUUUAGUAAGAGGAAAAGAUGUUAAGAUUAUUGGCUGAAGUAGCUAAUAUUGGCAACUCAAAAUCUGCUGAAGAAGGCCUAAUAAGUGUUGUGCUACCACUGCUUAAACUUCUUUCCCUUGCACUUUUCGGAUUAGUUUUAGCUCACAAGAAAUUCCAAAUUGUCCCAAGAGAAACAUUCAAAUUGCUUAGCAAACUUGUUUUUGCUCUUUUCUUGCCCUGUUUGAUCUUCACUCACUUGGGACAAUCGAUAACGCCUGAGAAUUUCGUGCAUUGGUGGUUUAUACCGGUUAAUGUGUUGUUAAGUACACUAGUUGGCUUUCUCUUAGGAGUCUUAGUGGUGAUCAUAUGUCGUCCACCUCAAGAAUUUACUCGAUUCACGAUUAUAUUUACUGCAUUCGGUAACACUGGAAAUCUUCCACUAGCUAUAGUUAGCUCUAUUUGUCAUAGUGCGGAUAAUCCCUUUGGACCUGAUUGCAAGAGGAAUGGAGUUGCCUAUGUUUCUUUUGCUCAAUGGGUUGCUGUGAUUCUAGUUUACACGCUCGUUUAUCAUAUGAUGGAGCCUCCGAUGGAGUACUAUGAGGUUGUCGAAGAGGGAGUUGAAAAGGAGGAGGAUCAGCAGACGGAUAAUGAAGUGAGUAGACCUCUUCUAGUUGAAGCAGAGUGGCCGGGGAUUGAAGACAAAGAAAACGAACAUUCAAAAACACCCCUUGUCGCGAAGAUCUUUAUGUCCGUUUCAAAUCUUUCGAUAUCCAAUACACCUGAUAUCGAAAACAAUAUAGUAGAAGAUGCAGGAGAAAGUCCCAAGUCAAUUAGGUGUUUGGCAGCACCUAAAGUUGUCAAGAAAAUGAGAACAGUUGCUGAACAGACUCCUGUACAGCACAUCCUUCAGCCCCCGACGAUUGCUUCUUUACUUGCAAUAAUCGUUGGAAUGGUUCCUCAUGUCAAGGCGUUUGUCUUUGGAUAUGACGCUCCACUGUCUUUCAUCACGGAUAGUUUAGAAAUCUUAGCUGGUGCAAUGGUUCCAUCGGUCAUGCUAAUUCUUGGAGGAAUGCUCGCUGAAGGGCCUAACGAUUCUAAACUUGGCCUUCGGACUAUGAUUGGUAUAUCAAUAGCAAGACUUUUGGUGCUUCCUUUGUUGGGGAUUGGCGUUAUUACAUUGGCCAAUAAGAUGCAUUUUCUUGUCGAGGGUGAUCAUAUGUAUACGUUUGUGCUUCUGUUGCAGUAUACAACGCCAAGUGCAAUCUUGUUGGGUGCAAUUGCUAGCUUGAGAGGUUAUGCAGUAAGUGAAGCCUCGGCACUUAUUUUCUGGCAACAUUUAUUGGCACUCUUUUCCUUGUCAUUAUACAUUGUUGUUUACUUUAAGCUAUUCUCUUUUUUCUGAGCUGAAUUUCGAGCAGAGUUACAUGCUCUUGAUUGUAAUCAUUGUACGUAAAUGCUUCACUUGAAAGGGCACGAUUACUAGUGUAUGACUAGCUUGUUCUGUAAUCAGACAUUUGGAUGUUAUGCCUGAUCUAA